GCUCGGAAGAAGCCAGCAGCACCGCCCGUAUGAACGUUUUGCUCUCAGGGGUAACUCAAUCAUGGAAGAUUAUCCUAUGUAUGAUGUUUACAUUGGCUUUUCUUCUUGUGGGACUUCAAAAUUAUCACUGGCUUAAAGAAACAGAGUUUCCCCAGAAAUCCAGACAAUUAUAUGCUGUAAUUGGAGAAUAUGGUUCAAGGCUUCAUAAGUACCAGGCCAGACUUCGUAUGCCUAAAGAGCAACUGGAACUUUUAAACGGUUGGCUGGCACUACUUAGAGAUCUGAAGGAUGGUACACACAGUGACAGCGGGGAUGCCCAUGGGGAGCCUGCCGAGGACCACGAGCACCUGGACGAAAUGUCAGUCUUGGUAGAUUAUGUGCUUAAAAAGUUGAGAGAGGACCAAGUCCAGAUGGCUGAUUAUGCCCUGAAGUCAGCUGGAGCCUCCAUCAUUGAAGCUGGGACCUCAGAAAGUUACAGAAAUAAUAAAGCAAAACUGUACUGGCAUGGGAUAGGGUUCCUAAAUUGUGAAAUGCCUCCAGAUAUUAUCCUUCAGCCAGAUGUCUACCCUGGAAAGUGCUGGGCUUUCCCAGGUUCCCAGGGUUAUACCCUUAUCAAGCUUGCCAGGAAGAUCAUACCAACUGCUGUUACCAUGGAGCACAUCUCAGAGAAGGUUUCUCCCUCAGGAAACAUCUCCAGUGCACCCAAGGAAUUUUCUGUCUAUGGAAUCACUAAAACAUGUGAAGGAGAAGAAAUUUUCCUAGGCCAGUUUUUAUAUAACAAAACAGGAACCACCGUUCAAACGUUUGAGCUCAAGCAUAAAGUUAAUGAAUCUCUAUUAUGUGUGAAACUUAAAGUCCUUAGCAAUUGGGGACACCUGAAGUAUACUUGUUUAUACCGAUUCAGGGUCCAUGGCACCCCAGGAGAACACAACUAG
Galeopterus variegatus (Sunda flying lemur) is the source of this 935-nucleotide messenger RNA. RefSeq names its product Sad1 and UNC84 domain containing 3 (gene SUN3). The transcript is spliced from 11 exons. The coding region runs from base 30 to 935 and encodes 301 amino acids. Gene Ontology annotation, molecular function: protein-membrane adaptor activity. The record is from RefSeq and is a predicted model, not a curated record. Gene Ontology annotation, biological process: nuclear envelope organization. NCBI's taxonomy places the organism in Eukaryota, Metazoa, Chordata, Mammalia, Dermoptera, Cynocephalidae. Gene Ontology annotation, cellular component: meiotic nuclear membrane microtubule tethering complex; nuclear envelope.